Molecule: messenger RNA, 312 nt
Organism: Cetraspora pellucida
Lineage: Eukaryota; Fungi; Glomeromycota; Glomeromycetes; Diversisporales; Gigasporaceae
Source: the annotation of a GenBank genome assembly
AUGAAGCCUAUACAAGUAGAAGUAGAAGACAAUAACUCAGAGGUUAUUAAAGACAACACACUUAAUGAAGAGGUUCUUGAAAUUAGUACAUGUAAUGAAGAUAACAACAAAACAACAACAUAUGACAAAGAGGUUUCUGAGACUAGUACAGGUAACAAAGACAACAUGGAAACAACAACUCAAGAUGAACCAGAACAAGAAUCUUAUGCAGCUAAUCCUGCUAACAAAGAAGAAAACCCAUACUUGCAAGAUGAUAUACCUACUAGUGACAGUGUGAGCUUACAAGAAAAUAAUUUAACACAAGAAGAUUAA